Ambispora leptoticha is the source of this 238-nucleotide messenger RNA. NCBI's taxonomy places the organism in Eukaryota, Fungi, Glomeromycota, Glomeromycetes, Archaeosporales, Ambisporaceae. The record is from the annotation of a GenBank genome assembly.
CUGCAGUAGCUGUGCAAGGACCAUCAAUAAUGUUAGGCUCCACAGCUGCAAUAGCAGUGCAAGGACUAUUUGGGCUCCGCAGCUGUAAUAACAGUGCAAGGACCCUAUAUAGUGUAUAUAGGCUCUGCAGCUACAGUAGUAAUACAGAGACCUUUAUAGUAUCAGUUGGUUCUCUGACUGCAAGCACAGUGCAAGAGCCAUUACGAGGUGAUCUGGAUCUAGUGACUACCACGGCAGU